AUGGCGUUAUAAAUAAUAUUUAUCUUUUUUUCCAAUAUAUACUGUAUCCUAAUUACUAAUUCGAGAUGGAAAAGAGUGAAAGAAAUGGUUCAAGUACCACAGAAAAAUCUAAAGUUAAUUUUCCUGGAGAAGUUGCGCAAAACAUAGAAUCUUCAACUCCUUCAACAUUGGCAUGUUUUCAAGAAGUUCCAUCUAACAGUAGUAGAUCUGACAGAGAUGCAGUCGUUCGUCAAAAAACGCCAAUAAACACAAAUUUAGAGGAACUGUCUUCAAGAAUCCCUAUACAAACAGACACAAGUGAGAACCGUUAUGAAACUUUGAAAUCUGGUCCAGAAGAAAUGGAUGCUGUGAAGGGCUUUGAUAACCCAUCUAAAUGUUCUACUCAACUCCAAAAAACUUCGAAUGAUAAAAAUAACAUUGUUGGAUUUCAUCAAGGACUACCUGCAGUAACAAACAUGACAACAAAUUUUCCUAAACGGAUUACAUCAGUUUCUAAUUCAACAACGACCAACACAAGUAUUAAAUCAAGAGUUUUGAAAGUAAAUCAAGAAACACUAGGGGAAACACCUAGUACAGACAGAAGUAUUCCAACUACUUCAAGAUUUCCUCAAAAAGCAGAGGAUGCUUCAAGUGAUGUCAGUUUGAGAACAACAGCAGUCACAAAUAUCACAGUGUCUGUUAGUGAUUCAUCUUGCACAGGAGUUAUUCAAGGACCAACUGUACAUAAAUUAUCAAACACAGAACGGAGUGAAACAACUGGUAUUGCUCACAAGAAUUCUAAUUUGAAUGAAUGUCAAGGACCAACCAUAACACCACUGAUUAAAAGUAAUGAAAAUCCAUCAGUAUUGAUGAGAAGCAAAGAAAGUAGUAUAUCAGCUGCAGCAGCUACUCAUGGGAGAGAAACAACAAAACCUCCAUGUGACGCCACAAAUGUUGCAACAUGCAGUCAUAAAAGUCCUUUGAACUCUAAUCAAGUAACUCUUGCUGGAGAUAUAAACCAGCCAGCUUGUGAUGUACCUCCUACUUUUACCAAUGUGACAAGUCAAAACACUAGCAAUGAAACAUCCUUACCAAGACCUGGAGAUAAGAGAAAAUUAACUGAAAAAACACCUCAGUUGAAUAUUGAAAGAGAUCAGGAUUUAGCAACAGAGAAGACUGUGGAUGGGAAUGGAAAUCCUCCAAAGAAAACUAAGAAAAGACAUGUACCAGACAUGCAUGUAGAAGCAGAAUGGAGCCUAGAUGAGCAGAAGAAACUCCUUGAAGCCCUACAAACUGAUAAAGGUAGAAGAUGGUGGGGCCGACUUGCUGCAAAUGUUGGUACAAAAAAUGUUGACCAGGUGAAACACUACAUGGAAAUACUCAGAGCUCAAACAACUGGUACACAACCUAUUCAUCUUGAAGAGGUUGAUAAUCCAUUGCAGGCAUGGAUACUUGCUUGUGAACGGCUUAUUAAUUGCCAGGAUGAUGUUGAUGCCAAGUGUAUUCCACAGGUAAUGACAAUAGCAGCUGUUGAACCCUCAUCUUUGCAAGGACCAGCAACAGGUCCUAACUACAACAGAAUUUACACUUUUCUAAGUGGUGUUCUUAGAGGUCAACCAGCAGUUGCAUUGUCCCCAGUUGAUGCAAAAGUGGUGUUGGAACUCCUGCACAGUCUGGAAAUCAAAGUAUCUUCAGUCAAUUCAUCAGAGCAGGUCAACUUUCUUAGAACUAAAUUCAAAAACAUCACCACAGAUCUUGAACAAGAACAAUUUAUGUUUGCUAUUGAAGAACUUCAACAUGAGAUCAAGCAAGGUGAAGUUCAAAGAGCCCAGGGUUCACACAGUAAUUCAGAUGCUCAGAAACCAAUAGAAAGAGAUGCAAGGAACAGCAGAAGAAGCGAACAUUCUACAGGGCAGUCAUCACUUAAUCCAAUCAAUGUGCCAGUCUCACUUUUGAACUUGGUAAACAAAAGUAAACCAUCACAAAAACAAUAAGAAAAAUAAAAGCAUUCAUUAUCCAGUAUGUAUAUUCAUUUCUUCUGACACAUGGUAAUAUUUGUAAGAGAAGGAUUUGUACUGUGAUGUUUUGGACAUGUACAUGUAAAGGUCACUUUUUUAGUAUAUUUGAAAGAAAGAAACAACAUAUCUAUUUUCAUUAAAGAUGCAUUUUUUUAUUAUUAUUUACACAACAUGCUAUUGUAUUUACAAUGUACAGGCUAUUUUUUGUUUCCUUUGUGGUUUUGGGUUGCUAUAUCCACAGGGAUCCCAAAUGUCACAGAAAUAAAAAGGUCUUCAGAGGACUGGCCUGAUGUUACAAAUAUAACUAGGGUUAUUAUAGUAUUUUCACAGUUAUUUCUUAUUUCUUCAAAAUAUCCAUGAUUAAAGGCAUUAUUUCAGUAA
Molecule: messenger RNA, 2378 nt
Organism: Exaiptasia diaphana
Lineage: Eukaryota; Metazoa; Cnidaria; Anthozoa; Actiniaria; Aiptasiidae
Exons: 8
Coding region: 66-1973 (635 amino acids)
Biological process (GO): snRNA transcription
Cellular component (GO): nuclear body
Molecular function (GO): RNA polymerase II general transcription initiation factor activity
Source: RefSeq, a predicted model, not a curated record